Messenger RNA from Cooperia oncophora, 189 nucleotides. The record is from the annotation of a GenBank genome assembly. Lineage: Eukaryota; Metazoa; Nematoda; Chromadorea; Rhabditida; Trichostrongylidae.
AUGGUUAGUGGCAAGCUUACUGUACAUCAGCCCAACCUCGUUGUUCUCACUUCAAAGCCUCGUGUUGAGCCCUUGAGCACUGCACCUAAAGCUGGAGCCGAUGCGGUGUUGCGUCCAGUCACUGUGCAGAAGGGAGCUGGUAAAAAAUUCACGCCCGCAGAGAUGGCAAAACGUGAUGAAGCAAAGUAG